Durusdinium trenchii is the source of this 1565-nucleotide messenger RNA. The record is from the annotation of a GenBank genome assembly. NCBI's taxonomy places the organism in Eukaryota, Dinophyceae, Suessiales, Symbiodiniaceae.
UAAAAUCACUCUCCACCCGGGUCGAACCGGCUCCACCCCUCGGCGCCACCGGUGAGCCGGUCGGGCGGAGGGCGGAGCGGAGCGGCGGAGCGCGGCCGGCGGAGCGGGGAGCCACGGUCGAUGCGCGGAGACGGCCAUGGACGAAAGCCCUGAGAGCAAUUGCCCCAUGGAAUCGAAAGAUUCACAGGCCACGGAGAUGGUGCUGCGCCUGCGGCUGCUGUCAGGCCGUGAGGUCGAGAUCUCCCUCCACGAGGAGGCCACCAUGGCGGAGCUCCGGCGGAGCGUGGAGAAGGCACUCGGGAUGCCUGCGCACUUGACGCGGCUCUUCCGCGAAGAGGUGGAGAUGGCCGCCCCCUUCGACGCCAAAGUGGCUCAGUGCGGCAUCACGUGCGGCUGUGCAUUGACCUGUGUCACGAUGGCCUCCGAGGAGUUCUUACCUGUGAAGCUGGAGCAUCGAGAGCAGCCGAUCCCCAAGCGUCUCCAACUCCAACGCCUCGUCGGAAGGGACGCCAUGUGGAACUGCUACGAUUUCCGCGACCUCUGCACCGGUGACAUGGUCACCGUGAGGUUUAUUCAGUACUUCGAUCAGGACGACUUGGCCGGAAGUUUAACCAAAGAGAUCUAUUUGCUGCAGCAGCUGAACCACGAGAACUUGCUGAAGUUAGUGGACUUCUUACCACCCACCACGCCAGACUUCAACGACUUUUGCUUGAUCGUGGAGCACAUGGAGACCGACCUGGGACAGGUUUUGAGGAGCAAGCAGGAGUUGACGGAAGAGCACUGCCAAUAUCUCAGCUAUCAGAUGCUUAGGGCGCUGAGCUACCUCCACUCAGCUCAUGUGGUCCACCAGCGCCUCCGGCCGCGGAGCGUUCUGGUGAACCGGAAUUGCCACGUGAAGCUCUCUGAACUUUGGGACGCGCAGGCCAUGGGUGGAGAGGCUUCAGAUGAAGACACCGCCCGCUGGUACCGGGCGCCCGAGCUCAUCCUCAACAAUGAUUGGCAGGCCAUGCCCUUGACCGGCGCCUGCGAUGCUUGGGGCCUUGGUUGUAUCCUCUUCGAAAUGUACCAGCGGAAGCCUCUUUUCCAUUCGCACGACUACGUCCGGCACAUCGCCAACGUGGUCAAGUUGUUAGGACAUCCCAGGCAUCGGACAUGGACUGGGUGCAGGUGGACCGUGCACGCGCCUUCAUCGCUGAGCUGCCCGUAGAGUUCAACGGUGACUGGGCCUCCUGCUGCGGGAACGCGGCCGAGUUACUGACCUCCCUGGUGGUCUUCGAUCCACGGAAGCGUUGCAGCUGCCCGGAGGCAUUGCAGCACAGGUACUUCGCGGAUUGGACGGACCCCGAAGACUCCAAGCUGGAUCGUUGCGAGGCGCCCAUCGACUGGCGCCGUUUGAGCGACCUUUGCUCGCGAGAGAAGCGACGUCAGUUUGUGAGCGAGGAGUGUCGGCGUCGGCAUCCCGACUUCUUCUCAGAUGGCGGGUGACCGGCGUCGACCGAUCCCCCGAAGGGGGAUCAGCCAGGAACCGCGGGGGGGGGAGGAAUUGGUGCGGACGGACAUGCCCA